UAACAAUAUUUCUGUUUGCCUUGCCUGUUCAUGUCAUCAGCACAGUGGAUAUCGACAUAUAUCCCCAUAGCCAGAACACUAUAAAAUGAGCCACUUGGCCUGAGGAGUUUGCCUUUGCAAUCAGAUAUUACUUUGUUUAGAAUUAUCACUUCACAGUUUCUACUUAAUAAAAAGAUCCAUAAUUAAAUUGGAACUUCUUUUUCAUGGAAAUUCAAAAGAACUAGUGUACCAUUAUACUAGAAUAAGCUUUCAAAUCCCUUAAGGAGCUUUGGUUUGCAAUACCUGUUACUCAGCACUGGUUUUCUUUCUAAGGCAGACCUUUUCUUUAUUGACUGCUUGUUCACAAACCUCUGUAUUUGCUGCAUUUCCUGCACUAUUCAUGGUAUUGGCUGAAAGAAAACCAAGAUGUAAUAUAAAAAUGUUGCCACAAGAAUUGAAUACAUUGAUCCGGAGCUGCUUUAUUUCAGUAGAGAUAUAAAGCAGAUAAAUCAGGCUCAUUUUUUCACUUGAAAUACAGAAACUGCCUGAUGGUUUUAAUAAAAGUAUUUGAUUAAAAGACAUCUCUCCUUCUAAUCUGCUUUUUUAUCACCUUUUUUCAGGUUAGUCAUUUGGCACCUCUGCUGGGAGGUGAAUCCUUUUCCAGGUUUGUGGCAGAGCUGGGGGAAGCAAUGGGACGUGGGCAGGCUGGCGUGAGUUCACCCCAGAGUCCCAGUGCUAAGGAGGAGAUGCUCGUCACCUUGUGCUACGAGGUGAAUGGCUCCUGCUACAGGACCUUAUACCCCUUUGGAGUCCAGCUGGCCAUUUAUGUGGCCUGUGCCUUGGGCACACUGAUCACGUUGCUGGGGAACCUCCUUGUUGUCAUCAUCGUUUUCCAUUUCAAAGUCCUGCACACGCCCACCAACCUCCUGAUUCUCUCCCUUGCCCUUGCUGACCUCCUCCCGGGGCUGACUGUGCUUCCCUUCAGCACCAUUCGGUCUGUAGAGAGCUGCUAGUAUUUUGGAGAUGACUUCUGUAGGCUGCACACAUUUCUGGACACAGUCUUUUGCUUGACCUCCAUAUUUCAUCUGUGUUUCAUUUCCAUUGAUCGGUACUGUGCUAUCUGUGAACCUUUGCUCUACCCCACCAAGUUCACCAUCAAAGUGGUCUCCAUUUACAUUGGGGUGGGGUGGGCAGUGCCUAUGACUUACAGCUCUAUCCUCCUCUAUACUAAAGCUAUUGUAGAAGGACUGGACCAUUUCUUGAAAGACAUGCCCUGUAUUGGUAGUUGUCAGCUGCUGUUCAACAAGCUCUGGGGGUGGUUGAACUUCCCAGUAUUUUUCUUCCCUUGCAUAGUAAUGAUAGUUUUGUAUGUAAAAAUAUUUACUGUGGCUAACAAACAAGCCAGGCUGACAAACAACAUGAGUAAAAGUACUUUGUCUCAGCUACACGUGGGAGCAUCUAAGAGUGAAAGAAAGGCAGCAAAGGCUCUUGGGGUAGCUGUAGGAAUCUACCUCCUGUGUUGGUUUCCCUUUACUAUUGACACUAUGGUAGACAGUCUUCUGGAUUUCAUUACCCCCCCAGAUCUGUUUGACAUCCUAAUUUGGUUUGCUUACUUCAAUUCUGCCUGCAAUCCCUUGAUCUAUGUAUUUUCCUACCGCUGGUUCAGGAAAGCUGUAAAACUAGUCUUUUAACUCAUGGGAUCUUUUGCUCCAGAACAUCUAAGUAGACAUGUACCAGCAAUGACCAAAGCUUUCAUAUGCACUGUAGAAAAUAUUGUAGGCUAUUUCAUACAUAUAGAUUCUCAUGAAUAUUCUUCAACAUCCAUUUAGCUAGUAUUUCUUUUCUUAUUUUAUAACAUUUUUUAACAGUUGGCUCGGGCACAUCCGCAAUUUAAAUACACAUGCCAUUCUGUGACUCACCUUCCACAACACAUGGCAGACACACCUUAUUAAGGUCUUGCACUAUGUGAUUCCAACAAGCGUUUGAAAAUCAGCUGUAGCAAACUCCAAAGAAGACCUUGUCCACACUAUUCUUCAGUUACACCACUAUUUUUUACACUAUUUUUCUAGCCCAAGGGGUGCGCCCCUGUGCCAAUGGCUACAUAUGGGAGAUACUAUUCUGAAUUAUGUUUACUGAAACCCAUAGAAUGUGUGCCUGCUUGAUCUGUGUGUGCAAGGAGGACACUCCUUAACUAUGAACACCCUUUUCGCCUUGCUCUGUAUCUUUUCUACUCCUACUGCAUAAAGGCAGGGAGAAGAAAUGGGAAGAGGACAUGGAAUGCACAGCAUACCCCAACUCCAGAUACCAGUAGGUGUCAUGAUGUUUUAUGUUUUGUUCUUUUGUCUUCUUUUCCCUGACAAUCCUGAGACUCCACAUGCUCUUUUGUUUGCUUGCUUCCAAAGAAAUGAGUAUGUCUGCUUACAGACACAACAUAUGCCUACACACUUGGGUUGUGCAAAAAAUGCCAGCAUAGGUUCUCAGUUUACAUCAGCUAUCUUUAUAUGCUUUCACAAGGCCAAUUUUAAAUCUGUAGAUGCUGGUAAAUUGAGACCUCUGUUUAACAGCAAGCUGCAUGUUGAAGUUCUGUACUAUUCAUAAGAAAGUUAUUUUCUACCUCAUUAUUAUUAACAUUUUAUCAGAAAAAAAAAGUGCUAAGCAGUAGUGACUCUUCUAUACAAAAUUAACAAGCAGCCCAAUAGCAGCUCUAAUAAUUUUGUCUUCUUUUUCUGUUAAUGGUAUGUAAAACUGUUCUAGGUUUGAAAGUUGUUAAAAUAUUUAGUGCCUUCUAAAACAGCUCAUUCCAUCUCGUAGUCAGCUGCAUAUUUUCUGAGUGACAAACACAAAGAGAACAGACAACACAAAGCAUGCAACUAACAGUAAGAAACCAGCAGAUGCCCCAUGGCCUACUGAAAAAAGUGGAUAGUUUUUCACUGGGUGCUGCAGACAGUUGAAUCAGGCCCCACGUGUGUAAGAACAAAAGAGAGGAAUUGUGCAGCAGAUAUUCUGUGGGAAAUCAUUGCAAUACUGUGAUUCUUGUAGCAGCUGCCUGUUUUAAUGUAUGCAAUAAACUAAAUGGUAAAACCUUUUUCCCCUCUUUUUUAUCUUAUCAUUAUGCUUUUUGCAUGGCAAGAAAGUUUCCUCUACUAGUACAAACGAGCUAUAGCUUUGGGAUGUUGUAAUCUGUUCUGAUAUCUGUUUAUCUCAAACUCUUUGGUUUUAACCAUAAUCUUAAGACCCCAGUCAGAAAAAAUACCGGUAUUCAAAAUAUUUAACACUAAAGCAUAUGUAUGGAGGAAGGAGAUGAGAAAGAGGGCCUGUGUUAUUUUCAGGGGUGUCCUGAAUAGAAAGUGACUGUAAAAUGUUGGUGUUUUUAAACUGGGACCUUUAUGAAGCCUUAUGUCUGGAGUUGGAGUGUCACGCAGUCCCACUUCACUCUCUCAGUGUCCAGUUUGCUGUAUUAAUCUUCACUGCUUCUUAGGACAAAAGCCACGGCUACUUCUGCUGUUCCUCUGUUUGCUCAUGCUGUAGCAGAAGGCAAAAAUCUGACCCUUACUUCAUAUAGCUGUAGAUUUUUGACAAUAAAGGUACCAAACCCAAGCAACCAGGCUAAAGAGUGAAAGGCAGGAUCGGAUUCUUAGAAAAAUUCAGGUCCUAAAUUACUAUAGAAACAUAUAGGGAAGCUGUGGUACAUCUUGAAAGACCUGGACUGUGGGACGAGUUUUUAGAUUAAGACUCUUAAAUUUAAUGUGAUGGGUAGGUGUUUAUAAUUAUGGUAAAAGCCUAUGCACUGAUGAUAGCAUAGCCAGAAUGUCUUUCCAAGCUCAGGCUGUAGUUAGUGAAUACUAACAGGAUAUGAAUCAUUUGUCUAGUGACACCUAAGAUGCCUUAGGCAACCUGCUACAUCUACAUGGGAUAGCAUCCAGCACCAAUGAAGCAGCAUUUAGACAGGGCACAUCUGGGAAUCUAAAAUUGCACUAGAUAUUCAGCUGUGGGGCACUGAGCUUAAACAAGGCAUGUAAUAGAAGUUUAGACAUUUAGCUAUAUAGAAAUCUGCAAGUCUCAAAUUCAGUCAGGUUGUAGGAGCACCUUAACAACAUCUUUCAAUAAUGCCUUUUGCUCUGAACUCACUGCAGCCAAAGCAAUAGAGAAAGUGAACUUCCACUGAGUUUCUAGUUGUUUUUUGAUAUAUUUUCUAUGGGUCUUCAACAGAUCACAGAGGGUAUUUGCCAUGAACACACUUAACUGGCCACUUCUUUUUGAGCCUCACCAUAUAAUAUGUCUUUAUAGUUUUCUUCUGUUGAAGUGGAUGAGCCUUAUUCUCCUGAUGGGUUACCACCACCUAUGCCACUGUACAAGGACUAUGCCAUAACACCGUGUGAUUGUUGCUACAUCUCCUUUUUGGCUAAACAGCAGGCAGGAAUUACGGAGAAAGGCAAAAACAGAGCCCAGAGGACUGAUUUGUACAGUGACAGUGGCAGAGCAAGCAAGUGAGAAGGAAAAGCUGCUAAAACUCUGGAAGUAGCCAGGAUUGCUUUCCCCAUUUUCUGACACCACAUUUCACAACUAUCACUAAACAAUAUAUUCAGCAUCCUUAUAACUCCCAAUCUGCCCUUGCUUUUGAUGUCUAUUUGGUUUAUCUAUCCAAAUUCUGUUAGGAUCCCUUUGAAUGAUUGUUUGUUUUUUUCUUCUCCAUGGUUUCAAAAAGCAAUGAAGAUAAUUAUGAAUUAUAAAAUGAAAACAAGGAGGUGCUGUAAGAUGAUGAAGAUUAAUUGUUCAACAAUGACCUCAUUUUCCAAAUGAAAACCGAUCAGAUUGUAUCAGAGCUAGUUGCUGACCUCAAAGUCCAUAAAUACUCUUAUUUUUAAUAUAUUUCCUUCUGUGGACCUGUAUUUCUUCAUCUGAACAAUAUUUCACCAUUUAACUGUAUGUCAUUUAUAACUCUUUGUAAUUUCAAAAUGGUCUGGCUGAAGUUAGAAAGAUUAUGUAUUUGUAGGCAGUACUUAAUUAAAGACUGGGCUUUGAAACAAUAAUGUCAUCUCAUUUCAUUAUGAAAGUAUAAUACAGUCUUUGAAACUUAAAGGAAGUUUCCUGGGUUGGUUGUUUUUUAUUGUUUUU
Molecule: messenger RNA, 5094 nt
Organism: Pezoporus flaviventris
Lineage: Eukaryota; Metazoa; Chordata; Aves; Psittaciformes; Psittacidae
Product: trace amine-associated receptor 5-like
Exons: 1
Biological process (GO): G protein-coupled receptor signaling pathway; cell surface receptor signaling pathway
Cellular component (GO): membrane
Molecular function (GO): trace-amine receptor activity
Source: RefSeq, a predicted model, not a curated record